UCUCCAUCCACACUCUCUCUCUAUUGGUGUUUCUGAUUCCUGCAUCAAAGAUAAUCAAUUUUUGAUGAUAACAUAUCCAAAACAAUACAUGGAGUCUUCUAGUGUCCAUCGCUCUGACCAUUGUUUCGAUAUAUUCGAAGGAAUGCCGCCACAAGACGAUCAUUUCAACUCGACAUUCCUACCAAACGCCAACUUCCAUGUCCCAUCGCAGUCACCAAACAUAUCAACACGCAGCAACAACCACCGCUUUCACUUAGACCCAAACGGAGAACACGUUUACGAGGGUCUGGUUCCAGACGAGAGAAGGGCGAAAAGAAUGGUCUCAAACCGAGAAUCAGCGAGAAGGUCGCGUAUGCGGAAGAAGAAGCAGAUAGAAGAGCUGCAGCAGCAAGUGGAACAGCUCAUGAUCUUGAACCAUAACUUGUCCGAGAAAGUCAUCAACUUGCUGGAAAGUAACCACCAGAUCCUGCAAGAGAACUCGCAGCUGAAGGAGAAAGUCUCUUCUUUUCAAUUGCUCAUGGCGGAAAUGCUGAUACCGGUGAGAAAUGUGGAUGGCGGCAGCAUCAAUGACCGUAAUCUGAAUCAUCAUCAUCAUCUCAGAGGAGAGACUUCGACCAGGACCAACACUUUCUUUGGUAGGUAAAACAA
Molecule: messenger RNA, 648 nt
Organism: Brassica oleracea var. oleracea
Lineage: Eukaryota; Viridiplantae; Streptophyta; Magnoliopsida; Brassicales; Brassicaceae
Product: basic leucine zipper 34-like
Exons: 1
Coding region: 65-643 (192 amino acids)
Biological process (GO): regulation of DNA-templated transcription
Molecular function (GO): DNA-binding transcription factor activity
Source: RefSeq, a predicted model, not a curated record